Neofelis nebulosa (Clouded leopard) is the source of this 1126-nucleotide messenger RNA. RefSeq names its product hydroxysteroid 17-beta dehydrogenase 13 (gene HSD17B13). The transcript is spliced from 7 exons. Gene Ontology annotation, cellular component: lipid droplet. Bases 102 to 1004 code for a protein of 300 amino acids. The record is from RefSeq and is a predicted model, not a curated record. Lineage: Eukaryota; Metazoa; Chordata; Mammalia; Carnivora; Felidae. Gene Ontology annotation, molecular function: oxidoreductase activity, acting on the CH-OH group of donors, NAD or NADP as acceptor.
AACACCUGGAGCACAGCUCUCCCCUGGACCUUUGUGCAGAAGGUGGCUCUUAGCUGCGGGUAGACAAGGAUUGAGCCAGAGAAGGAGUACAGAGCAGAGCCAUGAAUAUUAUCUUGGAUCUCCUCCUUCUUCUGCUCACCAUCAUCUACUCCUAUUUGGAGGCAUUGGUGAAAAUUUUCAUUCCCCAAAGGAGAAAAUCUGUGGCUGGGGAGACUAUCCUCAUUACAGGAGCCGGACAUGGAAUAGGCAGGUCGACUGCCUAUGAAUUUGCAAAACGGAAGAGCAGACUGGUUCUGUGGGAUAUUAAUAAGCACAGUGUUGAGGAAACAGCAGCUGAAUGCAGAAAACUGGGGGCCACCGUGCAUGUAUCUGUCGUAGACUGCAGUAACCGAGAAGACAUUUAUAACUCUGUAAAGCAGGUAAAGAAAGAAGUAGGAGAUGUAACCAUCUUGGUGAAUAAUGCUGGGGUAGUAUAUCCAGCUGACCUUCUUAGUACCAAGGAUGAAGAGAUUACCAAAACUUUUGAGGUCAACAUCCUAGGACAUUUUUGGAUCACAAAAGCACUUCUUCCCUCAAUGAUGAAGAGAAAUCAUGGCCACAUCGUCACAGUGGCUUCAGUGUGUGGCCAUGGGGUGAUUCCAUAUCUUAUUCCAUAUUGUUCCAGCAAAUUUGCUGCUGUUGGCUUCCACAGAGCUCUGACAUUAGAACUUGAAGCCUUGGGAAAAACUGGAAUCCAAACCUCGUGUCUCUGCCCAGUUUUUGUGAAUACUGGGUUCACCAAAAACCCAAGCACAAGACUAUGGCCUGUAUUGGAGACAGACGCAGUUGCAAGAAGCUUGAUAGAUGGAAUACUUACCAAUAAGAAAAUGAUUUUUGUUCCAUCAUAUAUCAAUCUACAUCUAAUACUAGGAAGAUUUCUUCCUGAACGUGCCUUGGCAGCUAUAAAUCGUUUACAGAAUAUUCAGUUUGAAGCAGUGAUUGGCCACAAAACCAAAAGGAAGUGAAUAAACGAGCUCCAGCCAGAAAUGCAGCUUAAUGAUGUAAAUCUCAGUUUAGAAUUAAUGCUUCAAAGCUUUAUGACACAUUUUUCAAUAAUGUUAAUAAUAAAAACAUUGGUUUGACAUUA